AUGUAUUGUAUAAACCCAGAUGUAGUUCUCGAACAGAUGAUCGAUGCUCUGAGUCGUCCCUUCUUCCACCUACAUAAGAGUCGGAUCUCACGUACAUUUUCUCAGGAUAGUAUACGUAACAUGUCAGAAAUAGUUUCCAAGAAGCGCUCAAGGCUCCCAGAAGAGGGAGUCGACAAGGAGAACGCGACCCCAACUGCCCAGCGCUCGUCCAGCAAGAAACAACGCGUCGUCGUCUCCAGUGCACAACCCGACGCGCCCUCUAAACCCACCCCAGAUCCCUACUACACUCACCCCCCUCCCUCAACCCCAGUAAUCUCUCUCAUCUUCCAGCUGCACAAAUUCAAAGGCGUCUACCGGAUCGUCGAAGUACCCUUGAACUACACCUUCGCGAACCUGCACACGCUCGUGCAGUAUAUCUUCGGAUGGCAGGGGAACCACUCGCACCGCACGCGCGUGUACACGAACGUGGAGAUGUAUAAGUCCCUCGGGCGCGAGAACUGGAUCAAGAGCUUCGGCCAGGCGCCGCCGUGCCCGGAGGAGUGGUACACGGAGACGAUGGACGAAGACACGCGCGCGUCGGUCCGAUAUUGGUUCGAGCGCCAACAUGAGGAUGCGGCAAUCUAUGAGGUUGUCGCGGUGGGCAAGGAUACAAAAAGCAGGGGCCCGUUCAUGGAUUAUGACUGGCACUACAAGGUGCAGGAUCACGAGCUUACGCUCGGCGAGAUCUGGAAUGAGGACGAGGAUCUGAAUUUCAGCGCUGGAAGCUGGAAGAACCGCGAAAUUGGGAUCGUCUAUGAGUACGAAAUUGGAUGCCCAUGGAGGGUUGAUAUUACUGUGGAGGGAUUUGGCACCCGCGAGAACGCGAGUAAUGGCAUCUACUUCAAGACUGCUAAAGGAGCUCCUCCUGUUGAACAGAAGUACGAAUGGGACUCUGACCAUCCCGACGGAGCCAAGAAAACCAUCUCCGAUCUCCUCUUCGACUCCGCCAACUGGAAGCGCUACUGCAAGAAGCAAAUCGGAACGCGCGCGCGCCGUGACGAGCUCGUCGUCUACGUACGCCAGAAAGGAGCUAUGACCGACGAGCAGGUGAAGGCAAAGCAAGCCGAGCUCGAGAAGACUGCGAAGCCGAUCCGUAAGCAACGCGAUAAGGACGAGAGGCAGCGUCUCAAAGAGAUGCGUGCCCGGCUCAAGGAAGAGCGAGGCAAGGAGAGUGGAGCGGGAAGAGCAGGAGGACUAUUUCUCUGGUAA
Cyclocybe aegerita is the source of this 1248-nucleotide messenger RNA. The record is from the annotation of a GenBank genome assembly. Lineage: Eukaryota; Fungi; Basidiomycota; Agaricomycetes; Agaricales; Hemipholiotaceae.